CUCUCAGUAUACACAAUUUGGCUGGUGUGAGAAUGUGUGUUGCGCAGCGCUCCUUUGUACACCUUCCUGUGUCUCGCCGGUUGUGUGUUUAAGACGUCCACACCUCCUCCUGUGACUCUCGCGUCUGUCUGCUUCAUAUUUCUGUAGCCGACCUGAGAUUGACAUUCGUAUUGUAAUGUUUAACUUUCUGUGAAACUUACGUUGAAGAUCGUGAGAGUGAGUGUUGAGUGAGACAGUUGUGCUGCGCUGAGACCGUCACGUGACGUCUUGUUGUGUGUAAACUUUGUUAAGGGAUUCUUCACAUAUUGCUACUUACUUUAGUGAUUGAUUCAAUGUCUGAGUUUUAUCAUUAAGCCUCACUUGUGGUUAAGGAAGUGAGCAGCAACACAGACAUGACAGUGAAGGUGGUCUUGACUGUAGUGGUGGUGACCCUGGUGUUGACAACAGCCUCAGGUGUUGGGGCCAAGGACUUCGUUGAGUACGAGUACACACCACUACUUUAUAACUACUCAACAAAAAGAACCAAUAAACACAUCGCUUCAGCAGACAGUGUGGUGUAUAACUCUCUGUUAUAUAAUGCAACGCUGCAAAAAUGUUGGUGUUUGGGGGACCAAGUGUGGGAUGGGUCACAGUGUACAGACACUACAACCAGUGUGGUGGUGCAGGACCUUGAGGCAGGGGGCGUUGUUGUCGUCAAAACCAAUGAAUUUGGUAGUGUGAAGGUCGGGGAGCCCCAGUGUCCCCCGGGUCACUCAUUUGUUGUGCUCGACUCUACUCGUGAGUCACUGGACCAGUUCUCCCUCCUAGACUCUGGGAACUUGUACUGGCAACAACAUCAAUAUCAUCAGUAUUGUAUCGAGCACACGCUGCAUGAAGGAGGGGAACCAAACUCCUGGGAGGCUCACGUGUGCCUCUCACCCCCAAAGGUACCUCGGUGCUGUGCCCGAGGCCUCUCCCUCGGGGCCGACAACUUUUGCACCGCCACAACCAACCAUGUCUUCACACCACCCGUCAUGGUGGACGGAGUGCUUAUUAAGUGGUUGGUCGAGGGAGAUGGAGAUAUUAAUAAUGUGACGUGUGAGGAUUUUGAGGAGCUGAUGAUUCUACAACUGAACACUGAUGGGUCGUAUCUCACAUACUCGUCAGGUGAAGCGUCUUUAGUGUGGUCGCCACCCAACUCACAAGGUUCAGAGCAGCGGCAAGAUUACUGCGUGGGUGUGGAAGCAGGGAAAGAUGACUACUUUGUCAGACUCUGUUAUGAGGACCUCGUCGCCAGCCACCACCAACAGUGUAGGGACGCCACCUGCGUGCGCAAGUGUUGUCCAGAAAAUGAGUUAAUUGAUGGAGUUAAUUGUGUUCCUGCCACAAGUGACAAUGAGUUGUGGAAACCUUCAUUUUAUAACCCUGAUAACUUGACCCUUAAUGUACCUCCUGCUGCUGAUUUAAGAGUUGUUCAUGGAUUUCCACUUUGUGGGAACUUCUUUCAAACUGGAGUUGAUGACCCAGAAGAAGAAAUAUUCUUGUUGAGUAACGGAUUUUUAAAAUUUUCUGGCUUCCCCAAACCAUAUCCCCCUGACCGCUACUGUGUGGAAAAGUUUCUUGGUGUAGAUGGGUCAGCCUCCACUUAUGGGCUGAUCUGCUUCGAAGACAACGUCGAAGAGCUGAUGACGUGUAGAACAAUAGCCAGGAAAUAUGUGUACCCGAGUUUCACGCUGGUGUCAUGUGUGUUCCUCCUCGUGACCCUUGUGUCAUAUGCCAGUGUGCCAGAACUACGGAAAAAGUUACACAGCAAGUGCCUCAUGUCCCUGGUGUCGGCGCUGUUCCUUGCCUACAUCCUGAUGCCCAUCGUAUACUUGGCGGACGGCAACAUGCAUCCGUCGGUCUGCACAACUAUAGCUACGGUGCUUCUCUGGUCCUUCCUGGCUGCCUUCUUCUGGCUCAACGUCAUGUGCUUCGACAUCUGGAGGACCUUGAAGGCCAUGCGGACGGUGACUGAGGGAGGGGAGUGGGCGAGACGACGCUUCAGGAUGUACUCCCUGUACGCAUGGGGCAGCUCCUUCCUCCUUGCCCUCCUGGCCCUCAUCAUGGAGACACUCCCUGACACCCACAGCGUCAUCAGACCCAACUUUAGUGGCACCUGCUGGUUUAAAAAUUAUCACAACGCGUCAAUGUGGCUGUACUUCUACGGGUGGGUGUUGGCGCUGACGGUGGCCAACGCCCUCUUCUUCAUCGGGGUGGCCUUUAUCCUCAUCCGGUCCCAGAACGACCCCAUCCUUCAGCGAACCCGCGAACAGAACCGUGAGAGGAUGUGGCUCUACGUCAAGUUGUUCCUGGUGAUGGGGGUGGCCUGGCUCGCUGAGGUUAUCUCCUGGCAAGAGGGAUCCUGUUGGGCAUGGAUCCUGACAGACAUCAUCAAUGCACUGCAAGGCGUCACCAUCUUCCUGGUGUUUGUGUGCAAGAAGAACACUCUUAAGAAGAUCAAGGAACAAUGGUGUAGGAUGGUGAGGAGAGAACAACAUUCACCAGGUUCUGUUAUGUCUACGAGUCGCCCUACCAUGAGUACCACGUCGGGGAAGAGGACGAGUGAUGUGAGCUCCCUCAGACCUAGUGAACAGUUGUGUGCAGUGAAGGUAGACGCCAAAAACUACACUGAGGACAUCAUAGCCAUGGACACCGUGGUGAGGACCAACGGCUCCCAAUCAGUACCACCAAGCCCCCAGGAGAACCAUUCAACACCAUCUAGCCCCCAGGAGCAUCUCCCAACACCACCUAACCCCAAGGAGCACCACCCAGCACCACCCAGCCCCCAGGAGCACACUGAUUCACUAGCUGAGAGGGAGAGAGAUAGAUCAUCAAUCGACACCUAUGAUGAAACUGAUCCCAUGAUUCCCCCCGCCUUUGUGGGUGACGGCCAGGCUAGUGAAGAGAGAGACCAACCCGAGGAUCUGACACCCACUGAAGCUACACCACUGAGGUCCACUGUGCCUCCUUCAGAAACUCCGGAAACACACUUUUGAACUGUACAGGAGAUAAGGUACUUGAAACUUAAUAGGUCUGCUGAGAUGUAUGUUUAAGGUUGAGUCUCCUGUAAAGACCUGGACGAGUCGAUGAUAUUCGCCCACUCAGUCAUUGUCAGAUAUACUGACUGUUGGGCAAAAAUCAAAAUAAUCUCUUCUGACUUGUGUUCCAUAUGUAAUAUAGUUGACACGCUUUGGCAUAGUGUGUUGACUUUUAAUGUUUUUAGUGUGUUGAACCCCAUAGUUGCAUUUUACCACAAUUUUGUGUUUAGUGAUUGUUGUGUGUUGCUGUACUUGCCAAUAUUGCUGAUAUAGAAUUUUUUUAUGUAAGCUGUAGCACUGUACAUGACUUGUCUGAGGAGUACAUUAUGACAUACACUGCUGUA
Molecule: messenger RNA, 3403 nt
Organism: Homarus americanus (American lobster)
Lineage: Eukaryota; Metazoa; Arthropoda; Malacostraca; Decapoda; Nephropidae
Exons: 8
Coding region: 393-3017 (874 amino acids)
Biological process (GO): cell surface receptor signaling pathway
Cellular component (GO): membrane
Molecular function (GO): G protein-coupled receptor activity
Source: RefSeq, a predicted model, not a curated record